Thrips palmi is the source of this 3485-nucleotide messenger RNA. Its product is annotated as golgin subfamily A member 4. NCBI's taxonomy places the organism in Eukaryota, Metazoa, Arthropoda, Insecta, Thysanoptera, Thripidae. The transcript is spliced from 16 exons. The record is from RefSeq and is a predicted model, not a curated record. The coding region runs from base 16 to 3261 and encodes 1081 amino acids.
GCGCGCGCCCUCGUGAUGGACGCGCAGUGUGCCGCGGGCACCGCGACCGCGACCAUGCUCCACGACGGCGGUGGCUCCGAGGCCGCCGACGACGCCAAAAUCGACGGCAUCCUCAUCGACGCCCCCGGCGCAGCGAACGACAAGCCCAAGCGAAAGACCGUCCGCUUCAACGACCAGAAACUGACUGAAAACUUCUAUAUUCCAGCCAUCCGCAUCAACGGAUCGGGUGAAGACGACGAAGACGACCUCGACGAUUUUGAGUUCGAGGACUCGUACGGCGGGGACGACCUGGACGUGCCCGAUGUGGACGAACUUGAGGACGACAACGACGCUAUGGGCAACAACCACACAAGCAUUCCGCCACCUGACGUCUUGGAGGACGCGCUCCAGGACGCGGAGGCCUCCCCAGACGACGAGGACGUCUGCCUCGUGGAGCUGGAGGACAGCGACGAGGCCCUGGAGGACGCGCUGGAGAACGGCGUCUCCAUCGUGGAGAUAACAGAAGCCAGCGAGGAGCUCUCGGACGCUGGCGACGACGUCACCGUGGUGGAGACGGAGGCCGUCCCGGACAUCGACCUCUCCACCGCGGUGGUGGAGGAUGGGGCAGCCAGCGACGUGCCAUCCCUGGAGGACGACAUGGACGCUGUCGCGGAGAACGACACCGACGCCGUCCUGGUGAACGGCACGGACGCUGUCGCGGAGAACGACACCGACGCCGUCCUGGUGAACGGUACGGACGCCGUCGCGGAGGACAGCACCGAUGCUGUCCUGGUGAACGGACACUCUGGCCCGGAGGACUCCAGUGACAUGACUGAGCCGGAAGGACACUGUGAAGUGCCGCAAGAGGAAGUGAUGAUCGCCGUGGAGGCGAAACCAGUGACUGCCGAGAACGCUGCGUCGGCGACCAGCGACCAAGCGGCGCCCAACGUCCCCGACGAAGUGGAAAGGCGGCAGCAGGCGCUACAGCUGCAGGUGGCCGAGCUGGGCGCCAAGCUCUCGGCCAAGGAGCAGGAGGCCACGCAGCUGCAUCAGAAGCUCGCCGCGCUGGAGCAGCAGUCCACGGGAAGGGCGGCAGCUGCGAAUAAGCUCCAAGCCGACCUGGACGCGGCGCGGAAGGAGGCCGAGGACACCAAGGAGAAGUUGAAGCAGCUGGAGGCCGACCUGGCGGGCUUCAAGACCAGCAACGAGGAGCUCAACAAGACGCUGGGGGACAAACUGCAGCAAGAUGCGCAGGACAAGGCGGACAGCGAGGCGCUGGAGAAGCUCAAGGCGCGCGUCGCCGAGCUGGAGAAGCUCCUGGAGGAGACCCGCGCCGAGCGCGCCGCCCUGGAGGAGGCCCUAGCCAAGGCCGUGGCCGAGGUGGAGGCGGAGCGCGACGCGCUGGACGAGGCCCUGGAGGAGGCCCUGGACGACACGUCGGCGCGCUUCCAGAAGGAGUUCGAGGAGCUGCGCACCGUGCACGCCGACAGGGAGCAGCAGCUGCUCGCCGACCUGGAGUGGAAGCUGCGUGAGGUGCAGGCCGCCAGCAAGAAGAAGGUCGACGAGAAGGACAAGACGGUGCGCGAGCUGCUGGCCAAGGUCACCAACCUCGAGGACACCGCCAGCAAUGCGGAGAAGCACGCCGCCGCGGCCCGCGCCGAGACGGAACAGCUCCGGGGCCUCAACAUCGAGCAGCAGCGCGCGCUGCGGCUCAACACCCGGGACAUGGAGCAGCUGCAGGUCAACGAGAAGGUCCUCAAGGAGGAGGUGGGCCGGCUGCGCGCCGCGCUGGACCGGGAGAAGGUGCACAUCGACGCCAUCAUGGAGCGGCACGCCACGGACCUGGCCGAGACGGAGCGGGAAUGCCAAGCCAAGGUCGAGCAGACCAAGAAGAGCACAGCGGAGCAGUGGGAGGCGCGCAUGCACGUGGAGGUGAUCCGACUGCAGGCGGACCUAGAGCAGGCGCACGCCGAGGACAAGGUGGCCGCGCUGCACGCCCAGGCGCACGAGCUGGGCCAGGACGCGGAGCGGCAGCGCAAGCAGCUGCAGAAGAGCCUGGACAUCGCCAACGCCGAGGUGGAGACGCUCACGCAGAAGCUGACGGAGAGGGAGGCCCAGCUGAACCGCGAGCUGGAGCGGCUGCAGACCAGCGCGGACCGCGACGUCUUCGGGCUGCGCCGCCAGCUGGACAAGAUCGACCUCAAGUACCAGGAGCAGAUCGAAGCCAUGAGCAAGCGGCACGAGGAGGAACUCGAGAAACUGCGGGCGGAGCACGAGAAGCGCAUGUCGGCGUGCGAGCAGGGCUACCAGCUGCAGAGCGCGUCCACGCGCGCCACCCUGGAGCUGGUCAAGGAGCAGAUGCGGCGCGACUCGGAGGCCGCGCAGGAGCAACUGGCCGACCAGCACCGCCGCAAGCUCGAGGAGCAGGUGCAGGCGAAGCGGCGGCUACAGGCUCAGGUGAGCCAACUAUCCCAGGCUUUGGAGGUGGCUAAGGAGGCCGAGCCCAAGCAGGAGCAGCUGGCGCUGCAGGUGGCCAGUCUGCAGACGGAGCUGAAGCAGGCGGGGAGCAGCCACAAGGAGGCCCUCCUCAAGCUCCAGGAGGAGGCCACCAGGAACGUCAGAGCGAAAGAGAGAGAGCUCGCCGAGGCAAGGAAGCAGGCGGAGGAGGACAAGAGGAAGCUGCGCGCGGAGCUCACCAAGGAGGCCGAGGACAAGGUGGCCAAGCUGCAGCAGCGCGUCGAGUCGCUGACGUCGCAACUCAAGGAGCGGCCCGACGACCGCGCGCAGAUCGAGGACCUGCGCCGCACCUGGUGGCCAAGGACGCCGCCCUGGAGAGGCUCCGGGCGUCGCCGCGGCCGGAGGACGCCGCCGCGCUGCAGCAACUCAAGGACGCCGUCACGGAGUACAAGACCGUGGCCGAGGGGCUGCGGCGGUCGCACGCCGACCAGCUUAAGGCCGCGGCGGCAGAGCGCGACAGCCUGCAGCGUGACAAGGAGGCCGCCCUCAAGGAGAGGGACGGCGCGAUGCGAGUCAAGGAGGCCGCCCUCAAGGACCGGGACGCGGCGCUGCGGAAGUCCCAGAGCAACCCCCGGCCCCAGGACGCCCAGAAGCUGGACGAGCUGCGGAAGCUGCUCAAAGAGAAGGACCUCGAAAUACACAGGUUGCACAACGAGGAGCUGUCGCCGCUGCGCAAGAAGGUGCAGGAGGCCGCGGAGAAGGAGGCCGAGCUGCAGAGGGCGCGUCGGGAGGCGUCGCAGGCCAGGGACUCGCUGGGCGAGCUGAAGAAGGCCCUCGCCGAGAAGGAGGACGCCAUCGCCAAGCUGAAGCAGCGUGAGGAGGGCGGCAAGAAGCUGAAGCAGAGCGCGGCGCAGGUCGAGGAGCUCAAGAAGGCCCUGGCGCAGAAGGACGCCGCGCUGGCCAAGGCCGCCGCCGAGGCCGCCCAGCUGCACAAGGCCCUCGCGGACAAGGCGACGGCGGACGCGGCCCGGCUCGCCGAGCUGCAGAGA